Messenger RNA from Oppia nitens, 1194 nucleotides. Its product is annotated as thioredoxin-related transmembrane protein 1-like. The transcript has 5 exons. The coding region runs from base 185 to 1036 and encodes 283 amino acids. Lineage: Eukaryota; Metazoa; Arthropoda; Arachnida; Sarcoptiformes; Oppiidae. The record is from RefSeq and is a predicted model, not a curated record.
AUUUGUUUCAUUCAUUCAUUCAUUCAUUCAUUGAUUAAGUCAUUGAUUAUAUGAUAUAAAAUUAAUUAUUAAAUUGAAAACAAAUUAAUAAUUUUUUUAAAAAACAAAACAAAAUCAAGAAAACAGUUGUCAAUCAAUCAAUUACUGAGUUUCGGGUCUGUUAUUGUUAUCACUUGUCCGUCAAAUGACAACAACAAUGAGAUAUCUGUUGUCAUCGACGACAGCGGUGGUAGUGGUGUUGUCACUGUUGAUGGUGUUGUUGUGCACACCGACAGCUGAGGCCACUAAUAAAGGAUCGGUAAUUACAUUGACUGAGGACAGCUGGUCGGACAUGUUAUCGGGUGAAUGGAUGGUCGAGUUUUUUGCUCCGUGGUGUCCGGCCUGUCGGGCCCUACAAAAGGACUGGAAUUCGUUCGCCACGUGGAGUCAUGACCUCAGUAUCAAAGUGGGCGCCGUCGACGUGACUGCCAAUCCAGGACUUAGCGGCCGAUUUUUGGUCACUCAGUUGCCUACUAUCUAUCACGUCAAAGAUGGUGUCUUCAGACAGUAUAAGGGAACCCGUGAUACCAAUGCAUUUGUUAGUUAUAUUGAGGAGAAGUCGUGGCAAAAGGCAGAUCCAGUGUCACUUUGGACGGCACCCGACUCUAUACUUAUGUCAGUCGUGUCCUACUUCUUCAAGAUAUCGAUGGCUCUGAGAGCUGUUCACAAUCGACUUGUCGAAGACUAUGGUAUUCCCUAUUGGGGUAGUUAUAUAAUCUUUGCAUUGGUUACCAUUUUGUGCGGAGCCAUCUUAGGAUUGUUAAUAGUCUGUGUUAUUGAUUUGCUAUUCCCUACCAAAAUGGUCGACGAAUCGAAAGAGCGCCUCCAAAGUAGUAGUGAUAAAAAAGAUGUUAAAGAAGAUGACACGACUGACCUGAUCGAUGAUCGCAAUCAAGAAGGAGAAGAAGAAGAGAUUGACGGCGUCGACAACGACUCGGAUGAUACUAAAGGCGAACUCAGACGGCGGCACAAGAGGUCUCAGGAGAGCGACAAUUGAGACGACAAGUUGGUGUCGGAAGUUGAUGUUAUUAUUGCAAUUCAAGUGAAAUUAAAACCCAGUUUUCCAAACAAACAAAAACAAAAAACAUUUUAAAUAAUUUUUUUAAUUUAUAGCAAUUUGUUGCUCACAUACUAUAUUUGUUUUGUAAACUACGG